This is a messenger RNA of Plasmodium yoelii, 1650 nucleotides long. Its product is annotated as tryptophan-rich antigen. The coding region runs from base 1 to 1650 and encodes 549 amino acids. The record is from RefSeq and is a predicted model, not a curated record. The transcript is spliced from 2 exons. NCBI's taxonomy places the organism in Eukaryota, Apicomplexa, Aconoidasida, Haemosporida, Plasmodiidae.
AUGAGUGGGCAACUUACGCAAUAUUAUGACUAUGUUAAACAGAGUUUGUUUAGUGGCAAUGGGGCGGGGUCACUUAUUAGAUUCGACGGCAUUUCUCAAAAUGGGAUUAUGAGUAAUUUUAUGAAUUUUUUCGCCUUUUUACUAGUAGCAGCAUACAUGGGAUAUUUUCUAUUAGGAAAAUCGAAUAAAAAAAAUAAAAAUGGGGAUAACGUAAAUCCAAUUCCUCAUGCUAAAAAUUUUUACAAUAAACAUAAAUAUACAGAUGAUAAAUUAUCAUCAGCACCAAAAACAGAUGAAUGGAAACAUAAUGCCUGGAGAAAAUGGAUUCUAAAUUUAGAAGAUAAAUGGAGCACAUUUAACAGAAAUGUUGAUAAAAAUAAAAGUGAAUGGAUGGAUCAAAAAGAUGCCCAAUUGAUAGAAUGGGUAAAAGAAUUACAAACAAAAUGGAUGCAUUUUAAUCCUAAUAUUGAUCAAGAAUAUAAAAUUGAAUUUUUAAGCAAAUCUGAAAACUGGAAUGAUGAUAAAUGGAAAAUAUGGAUGUUAACAGAAGCACAACAACUUUUAGAAAAUGAUCUAAAAGAAUGGCUUUCUCAAGCUGAAGCAGAUUAUUGUAAAUGGACUAUGGAUGCAUGGACUCAAUGGAAAGACAGCCAAAUAAAAGAAUGGAUAACUCUUGAUUGGAAAUAUGAAGAAGAUACAUUCUUUUCAAAAAUUGAUGAACUUACAGUAGAAGUAUUACCAGCAGAAGAGCAAAGAUUAUGGUAUGCUUGGAAAGAAAGAAUAUACAAAGAAGGAAGUGAUUGGAAAUACUGGACAUCAUUAAAAGAAUCUAAAUAUGUAAAUGAAAAUUGGGAAUUAUGGGAAGAAUGGAAAAAUGAAAAACAAGAAAUGUUCAGUGAAUGGCUUCAAUUAUAUACUAAUAAAUGGAUCCAACAAAAACAAUGGAGAUUAUGGAUUGGAGAAAAAAUGUCACAAAAUGCCCAAAAUACUGCAUCUGAAUCAACUUCCGUAGAUGCUAACGCUGACGAAAAAAAAGACGAAGAAAAAAAUGAUGAAGUAAAAAAUGAUGAAGUAAAAAAUGAUGAAGUAAAAAAUGAUGAAGUAAAAAAUGAUGAAGAAAAAAAAGACGAAGAAAAAAAAGACGAAGUAAAAAAUGAUGAAGAAAAAAAAGACGAAGUAAAAAAUGAUGAAGUAAAAAAUGAUGAAGAAAAAAAAGACGAAGUAAAAAAUGACGAAGUAAAAACUGAUGAAGUAAAAAAUGAUGAAGUAAAAAAAGACGAAGUAAAAAAUGAUGAAGUAAAAAAUGAUGAAGUAAAAAAUGACGAAGUAAAAACUGAUGAAGUAAAAAAUGACGAAGUAAAAACUGAUGAAGUAAAAAAAGACGAAGUAAAAACUGAUGAAGUAAAAACUGAUGAAGUAAAAACUGAUGAAGUAAAAAAUGAUGAAGUAAAAACUUAUGAAGUAAAAACUGACGAAGUAAAAAAUGAUGACAGUACUAAUAAUGUUAAAGCCAGAUAUUCUUUCGCAACAAACGGAGGAACUAAAACUGAUGAAAAGAAAGAAGAUACCGAUACAAGUUCAGUAAAUGGUGAUGAAAAUAAACGAAAAUAUGCAUCAAACCCAUAUUUUCGAAACUCGAUACUUAUAUAG